Messenger RNA from Hippoglossus stenolepis (Pacific halibut), 2247 nucleotides. RefSeq names its product S100P-binding protein. Lineage: Eukaryota; Metazoa; Chordata; Actinopteri; Pleuronectiformes; Pleuronectidae. The record is from RefSeq and is a predicted model, not a curated record. Gene Ontology annotation, molecular function: calcium-dependent protein binding. The transcript has 6 exons. Bases 305 to 1729 code for a protein of 474 amino acids.
AUGGACGCCUUCACCUUCGGUUACAUCCUGAUAUUACAUCCAGUCAGCUGACACCGUCUGCGCAUCACGUUCAGAUCACCCGCGACUGUAGCGCAAAUAAUCGCUGACGUUAACGGAGAGUUUUCCACGUUAUUGCAGUAAGCUUAGCUAAUGUUAGCUCCAGUGUGACGCCCGCCCUCCGUGUUUAAGUGUUCACUGACUUCACCGUUUAACGCGAACUACCUGCUCUGAGUGUAGUGAUCGAUGGCUUCAGCUAACUGAGGCGAUUAUGUGAACAUGAGAUAGCUUAUCUGACAUACGAGACAUGGAUGAAAGAAUGAAAGGACCCUUCAGGAGCACAGUUUUCAGGAGGCUUACUCCAGCCAUAUUCGACUCUUUCACUGAUCACUGCAGCCCCCCACUCACUGUCCCCUUGCGCUCUGACCACGUGGAAUAUGGGUCCUCAACAGGGCCGGGGGUUGAUAAGAGGACUGUUAUUAACAGUGAGAGGGUUUUUUUAAAUGAAGUAUCUACUUUUGACUGCGAUGUUGACAACAUCUUGUGCCUCAAUCCGGUUGGCGUGGGGGGAUUUUCCGAAAAUGUAGAGAGCCGCAGAAGUAGUGACACAUUUCAGAAUAAGCCAAUGUUAAGCUCCACAUGGACAAGUGAUGGAGGUUCUGUGGCACACCAUCAAGAGUUAGAAAGUGGAAAUGAACAAGUGGAGGAUGGACGGGGGGGGCUGAAGACAGAACUGUAUCUGAAUGUAUCAGAUGAGGAUGAUGAUGACGGUUAUUUCUCAAUGUUUCAUAAAAGAGCAAAAAUCUCCCCUCAGUCAGGACACAUUCAGCUGUCUAGAGCUACUUCCAGCCCCCAGCAUUGGACAGAUGAGGUUAGAGAGCCAUGGGAUGCGUGCCAUCCUGAAAGUUCAUCCGAACAAGCUGCGAUAACUAGCCGGCACAUUUCCUUUACAGUUAGAGAUUUGUGUCCGACUGUUAGCGGGCCACAACUGGAGUCUGCAAACUCUGAUUCGUUAGAAGGUGACUCUGAAGAGGUGUGGACUAUUGGUCGCCCCAUGUUUGAAUCAUCGAUGUGCCACAGUGUCACAGUGAAGUUGAGUGCAGGUAGUGAGCAGAGCAGACAGGUGACGGAGGAUGUGCAGCACGGUGUGACGGAGCCUGUCCGUGACUGUCAGGCCACAGUUAUACGAGACACAGCCACUGUCCAGUCGACUGACACCAGUUAUGAAGCCACUUUAUCUCCACAAGUACAGGUGAAAUCAGUUGUGGUGGCUCUCAGGCAGAGCACAACCAGUAGCAGCUCCACCUCCAGCAGCUCCACCAGCAGGAGUAAAACAACAGCACGUCCUGUACCGGAGCUGAAAGACUUCCACAGUAACAGAUAUGUCCUCAGUGGCAAAAGAAAAAGGCCAGAGGACAUGGAGGUGGACUGGGAGUGUAAAAAGCAGAGCUAUGUGCACUCUGUCACCAAACACAUGGAAGAGCAUCCAGGAACAACUCAAGAUGUCAUGACUGAGCUCUUCAACCUCAUCACCCAUGUGGCUGAAAAGACACGUGGGGGUAAUGGCAGACAAUGGCAGCAUCCCUCUGACCUCACACGCAGGAACUACCAGAGACGCUUUGGAAAUAUGACGCCAAGAAUGUCCCUCCGUGAAUGGCAGGAAAAAAACUCAAAAACAUACAAGCGCUUUGCCAACGUCCCCAAAAUCUUUGAAAGGAACCUGUUUCACUGAGAACUUGUGGGGCAGAUUGCACUUAACCUCGGAACUAAACUGCUGGACUCAGGGUUUACCAGGUACGAAAAGGGCCUCACAUCAAUGUUUGCACUGUUUUUCUUCUGUAGUUUAAUAUAUGGUGUGUAGUUUUGGUUUGUCAGUUUUUUCCUUUUUUGCAUGUUCUUUUAUUUAAAAAUCUAUGCAUGUUUUAAGGGUUGUUGACAUUGUGGAACUUGAGCUGCAGAACAAGCACUUAAACGUUUGAAGCAUCUUAAAUGUCUGCCUAUUUUUUAUUAUAUUUCAAACUAAGCCUGUUUUAAAGUGUGUUUGGGUAUGUUUGAACUUUUGGCAUUUGACUAUUCGCAUACUUGUUUUCUUGUCUCGUACAGAAGUAUUUACCGUUAACGUUCGUUCAGGAUUUGAUUAACUGAGCACGUGUAUGUUCUUGUUGAAUACUUGCCUCAUGAAGCACCUGUUUCUGUAGAUGUGUUGAAAUGGCAGUAGCUAACAGAAUUAAAUAUUUGAAACUUGAAAAA